Nyctereutes procyonoides (raccoon dog) is the source of this 923-nucleotide messenger RNA. It is a transcript of the gene H2BN1, whose product is annotated as histone H2A.N. Gene Ontology annotation, cellular component: nucleosome. The transcript is spliced from 2 exons. NCBI's taxonomy places the organism in Eukaryota, Metazoa, Chordata, Mammalia, Carnivora, Canidae. Gene Ontology annotation, molecular function: structural constituent of chromatin; DNA binding; protein heterodimerization activity. The record is from RefSeq and is a predicted model, not a curated record. The coding region runs from base 1 to 360 and encodes 119 amino acids.
AUGUACUACAUCUGCUUACAUGGCCUGAGAUUCCCAGAGAAGAGGACUAUACUUCAUAUCCCAGCCAGAGAGAAGUAUGAGUGGGCCAACUCAGCCCUUAGGAAGAAGAGGAAGAAGAAAGAGGUCUAUUUUAGCUACAUGGGGAAAAUCCUAAAGCAAAUUCACCCAGACUUCAGUGGAUGCUCCUGGAUCUUGGAUGCACUGGGCUCCCUGGAGGAUUGGCUGCUGGAACAGGUUAGCCUGGAGGCGGUUCGACUAUCCUUCUACAACCACAGAAGAGCUGUUACCAGCAGAGAGAUCCUUGGAGCAGUUAAGCAGAGAUCCUUUCUGAAGAGCUUUUGUGUAAACGAAGUGUUCUGAAUGGUGGUGCUGUUGAAAGGAUUGCACUUGUCAAAAAUAAUCAGAUAGGUCAGAGGACUGAGUUGGAAGACAAGGUAUCUGAUAAAUACCUGUUGCAACAGGAGUCUUGGUACUACAUACCUGGUCUCUGGGCCCUGUGUUUUUGGCCUCUGACCUAAUUUGUGUGUGUGUGGGGGGGGAAUAUAAAGGCAUUUUCUCUUAUGUCAUGUUAUGCUUGUUUAUGGCUUUAAAAUUUUUCUGCGGCAUGCUUCUCCCAUUUGAACUUACCUAUUUCUUUUUGGAGGACACAGUUCAACCCAUUACACUGUGUACUCCCCAUCUUUUCCAUCUUCAGCCCCAGGGUGGAGAAUGCUGCACUGGAAUGAACUGAUGAUUUUUUUUUUUUUAAAGCACCUCUACUUAAAUUUGAAAGAAUAAAAAAGGGGAUCCCUGGGUGGCGCAGCGGUUUGGCGCCUGCCUUUGGCCCAGGGCGCGAUCCUGGAGACCCGGGAUUGAAUCCCACAUCAGGCUCCCGGUGCAUGGAGCCUGCUUCUCCCUCUGCCUGUGUCUCUGCCUCUCUCUCU